This is a messenger RNA of Doryrhamphus excisus (bluestripe pipefish), 7323 nucleotides long. Lineage: Eukaryota; Metazoa; Chordata; Actinopteri; Syngnathiformes; Syngnathidae. The record is from RefSeq and is a predicted model, not a curated record.
GGGUCUCCCUGUUUGCAAGUGGGCUAUUAUUUUUAGCAGUCAUGCCCUAUUUCUGCAGAGAUUUGACAUUGGCGCGCAUACUUGCUUGUACUGUAUUUUGCAGAGAAAAAGAGAGAGAGAAAUAGAGAGAGAGAGAGAGGCCAACAUUUGUCGUUUCGUUUUUUCUUAAUCAAUGCAUUUUUUUUUCUUUCACAGAUUUUCCUCCUCUGGAUUUAAGAUGAGUUGGAGGCGUGUGUCGUCCCCCCCCCGUGCUUGAAGGAUAAACACUCCCAGCUUGUGUGCACAUCUGCCGCUGCAACAGAGGGCCUAGAUUUAAGAAUGACAGGCUCUGAUUUGUCAAUGGCGGCCCAGAGAGGGAAAUGGUCACGUGUUUAAUUGAGAAGACGAGCUUAUCGGAGUGAAUGACGACGACGACUUCACAGUAUCAAGUAUGUGCUUUUCCAAUCAUAAAUACAUACUCAAACAUGAGACAAAUAUAUUCAUACGGCUACGUACUUCAUGUUUUCUGUCUCAGAGUUCGAACUUUUAAUCAAAUAACUGAAGCUAACUGAAGUUAGCAAAGCAGGUUUUUAGCUAGGUGGAACCAACAAAAUGUCUGCUUUACUUCCGGUUUGGAUCAAUCUUCUACAUGUAAUAUUCAUACGCUAUGUACUUCAUGUUUUCUGUCUCAGAGUUCGAACUUUUAAUCAAAUAACUGAAGCUAACUGAAGUUAGCAAAGCUAAGGUUUUAGCUAGGUGGAACCAACAAAAUGUCUGCUUCACUUCCGGUUUGGAUCAAUCUGCAUGUAAUAUUCAUCCUCCAUAAAGCUCAUUUAUUACGGAGACAGGUGCUGCUCUUUGUGUCCUAUCAGACUGAACAUGUUUAAUGGAUCAACAACAAGCAGAGAUGGCGGAUGUACAAAAGGAACUACCUGUAGGCAUCCCAUCCUGUGGUGUGCCAGCUGCAGUGUCUGUUUGACUUUCAACCUAUUACUUGGGUGUGUUAAGCAUCAAGUCCUCAUGAAAAACAUCUCCUGGCUUAUCCGUGUAAUCCGCUCUUAGCGGCUUUCAGCGCGGAGCCUUAAUUCUCUCACGAGGAUGCUGGAAGAAGAGGAUGGAGUGGGAUGGGGGGGGGACUGAGCUGGACUGAGACCCAUUUGUAACUUAUAGUCUAGGAAAGCCUCCACACAGUGUGGAAUCAGUGUAAAGUGAAAGUGGAGCGGCACGGCGACUGCAAAAAAAAAAAAAAAAAUGGGAAUGUUUGCUUUUUUUGAAUGCAACUCCCGUGAGGAAAAGAGCAGGUGAACACAAUAGAGAGCAUCGACCCGCACGCGCCUCAUCCAUCUCUUGUUGCUUUGCAGACGUGCACACAAAAGCCAUGUGCUGAUAGUGGCUUCCAGUGUCAGCUGCAGCCUCCAUCCUCCACCCCUCGCUCCCUUUCUCUCUCUCUGUCUCUCUCUCUUUCUUUCUUUCAGAGGAUGCAAUCAUGUGAUUGGCUGAUGCCUCGCAGGAGUGGAUGCGAGCAGGAUGCAGUUGGAGAGGCGGCUGCCAGGAAGCUGGGGUUGGAUGCGUCUGUCAUGGACUUGAGCGCAACUUGCUAAGGAAAACAUGUUUGGAUGUCAUAUUUGACUCAUCAUGACUUAUGGAGCGAACUGCUUUUAAAAUGUGUUUCUUCGUAUAAAUGUGCGUUCCGGUAGUGGAUCACCACCCGCGCUGCGCCUGUGGAACGAUGUGACCUCCCCGUUUCCGAAGCAGGGUGAAGAUGCCGGUGAUGAAGGGGCUGCUGGCCCCUCAGAACACCUUCCUGGAUAACAUCGCCACUCGCUUUGAUGGCACCCUAACUUCCUGUUGGGAAACGCUCAGGGCCACCGCGGCUACCCCAUCGUCUACUGCUCGGAUGGCUUCUGUGAGCUGACGGGCUUCACCAGGACCGAAGUGAUGCAGAAGAACUGCAGCUGCCGCUUCCUGUACGGCACCGACACCAGCGAGCAUGUGGCCCAGCAGAUGGAGAAGGCCCUCGAGAGCCGAGAGGAGUACCAGGCCGAGGUCCACUUCUACAGGAAGAAUGGUAUAGCAUUCUGGUGUCUCUUGGACAUUGUGCCCAUCAAGAACGAGAAGGGGGAAAUGGUUCUCUUUCUAUUCUCGUUCAAGGACAUCACAGACAGCCACGGGAAAAGUCAUCACAACAGCAGGAGGGAAGUUUCGGAGGACAAGCGGCGCAGGCGGAAGGGCGGCUCUCAUUUGAGCGAGGCCAGGAAGCGAGGGCGCACCAUGUUGUACCAGCUCACCAACCACUUCUCCAGCGGGGGCAAAGGGGAGGUCAACCUGGGCAGUAGCAUGAUUGACAGGCCCUCGGUACCGGAGUACAAGGUGGCAGCGGUACAGAAGUCCCGCUUCAUCCUCCUGCACUACAGCGUGUCCAAAGCGCUGUGGGACUGGCUCAUCCUCCUGGCCACCUUCUACGUGGCCGUCACGGUGCCCUACAACGUCAGCUUCACACCAUACCACGACACGCUGACGGCGGGGCGCUCCACCAUCGUCAGUGACAUUGCGGUGGAAAUGCUCUUCAUCAUCGAUAUCAUCCUAAAUUUCCGUACCACGUUUGUGAGCCAGUCGGGCCAGGUGGUGUACCAGUCCCGCUCCAUUUGCAUUCACUAUGCCACCACUUGGUUCUUCGUGGACUUGGUGGCCGCUCUGCCCUUUGACCUGUUGUAUGCCUUCAACAUCACAGUGACCUCGCUGGUCCACUUGCUGAAGACCGUGCGUCUGCUGAGGCUCCUUCGCCUGCUCCAGAAACUGGACCGCUACUCGCAGUACAGCGCCAUGGUACUGACUCUACUCAUGUCUGUGUUCGCUCUGCUUGCUCACUGGAUGGCCUGCAUCUGGUACAUGAUCGGACGCAAGGAGAUCGAGACCAGCGACUCCUGGGACAUAGGAUGGUUACAUGAGCUAGGCAAACGUCUCGAGAUGCCCUACGUCAACAAUACGGUUGGCGGCCCAUCGGUGCGAAGCUCAUACAUCGCCGCCCUCUACUUCACCCUCAGCAGCCUGACCAGCGUUGGCUUUGGGAACGUGUGCGCCAACACAGACGCCGAGAAGAUCUUCUCCAUUUGCACCAUGCUCAUCGGCGCCUUAAUGCACGCCUUGGUCUUUGGGAACGUGACGGCUAUUAUCCAGAGGAUGUAUUCCCGUCGCUCUCUCUACCACACGCGGAUGAAGGACCUGAAGGACUUCAUCCGCGUCCACGGACUCCCCCAGCAGCUCAAACAGCGCAUGCUCGAAUACUUCCAGACAACGUGGUCGGUCAACAAUGGAAUAGAUGCCAACGAGCUCCUCCACGACUUCCCCGACGAGCUGCGGGCGGACAUCGCCAUGCACCUGAACAAGGACAUCCUCCAGCUGCCCGUCUUUAAGGGCGCCAGCCGAGGGUGCCUGCGCUCGCUCUCCCUCCACAUCAAAACCUCCUUCUGCGUCCCCGGCGAGUACCUGAUCCGCCAGGGCGACGCCCUACACGCCAACUACUUUGUUUGCUCCGGUUCCUUGGAGGUGCUGAAGGACGGCAUGGUGCUGGCCAUACUGGGAAAAGGAGACCUGAUAGGAUCCGACCUUCCUGGAACCGAUCAGGUGAUCAAGACCAAUGCCGACGUGAAGGCCCUGACCUACUGCGACCUCCAAUACAUCAGUGUGCGUGGGCUGCGGGAAGUGCUGGACCUCUAUCCUGAGUACGCCAAUGUCUUCGCUUCAGACAUCCACAACAACCUGACCUACAACCUCCGGGAGGGAAGCCAAGAUGAGGGUCUCAGCAGGUUUUCAAGGUCGCCCCGGAUCCCCCAUGAGCCCAGACUGACCUCCAUCGUGGAAACCAAAAGCGAGGAUCUUGACGACUCCUUCCGCCUCUCUCCGGCCACCCGCUCCCGCCGUAACCUCCUGCUGCCCAGCUUAAGCAGCCCCGUGCGCCGCACGUCCCUGGGCAACCUCCUCGGCGACGAGCUGCGUCAGUUCAACGCCCUGCGACGCUGCCGCUCCCCGAAUCUGAGCCGCGGCUUCCACGGUCAGAGCGCCUCGCCUCAGCCACCUCCGAAAAGAGAGCAUGUGGUCUCUCCGGCGGUGUCCAUGUCCUCCCAGGACGAGACGGGGACGGAGCAGAAGCCAUCGAAGCUGCUUAUCCCGACUGUCACCUGUUUUGGACCCCCGGAUCUUAGUCCAAGGGUCGUGGAUGGAAUCGAGGACAAUGGACACGCAUUCCAUUUCAAUGUGGAGCACACCGGGCCCAAAGCCAGAACAGGAAGCGGCAGCAGCGGCAGCACCCAAGAUUCCACACGGGUGACUUCUCAUUUACUUCUGGAGGCCGAGGAGGUCCGGCAGAGCAUCAGCAAACUCCACCAAAAGAUGGGCACGUUAAACCAGGAAGUAUCAGAGCUCACCAAGGGUCUGCAGCACAUGAUGCAUCUCCUCCAAGCCCACGUGUCCUCCACACAUCAGUACCCCUACCCAUAUAUACACCAAAUGGUGCCCACCCCCUCCAGGGCGCCCUCCUUCAACGUGGGCAGCCAUGACAGCCACAGCCUACCAAGCGUGCCCCCUUGUGGCCACUGGAGCCACCACACCGCCACUCCUCAUCGAGGGCUACCCCAGCAUCACAGCUCCACGCCCCCAUGGACCGCCCCGUCUCUUCUCGGCACCGCAGGAAGCUUCCCGAGCGACAACCCGGGCUUGGUGCCUCACUCCGGAUGCGCCGACCCCCUCAGCAGACCUCUGAGUGCAAGCCUCACCACCAUCAGUCAGUCUCAGCCCACUUUGUGCCUGCAGCCCGCCGCCGACGGCAACCAACGGUCUUGCUUUCGUACGGGCUCAUCCACAGACAGCCUCCUGGCUCCGCCCACCACUUCCUCUUACCCGCUCCUCAACCUCCAAACACAUUCCCGUCUCACUUCAGCCCAAACGUCACACGACGACACGCAAGCGGAAGUCGCUCAUGCCACUUUACUCCCGGAUUCUACGCCUGCAUGCGUCCUGGGCAUCAACAGGGACGGCGUGUCGUCGCCGAGGUCCAGCAUCGGUGUCCAGACGCAGAGCACGGAGAUGUCCUGGUGUCUGGACAUCACAGAUUGAAGUUCAUGCAGCUUCUAACAGUGUUUUGUUGAUAAAAACCCUGCAGGUCCGCUUACUCGAAUUCCCACAGGAUGUCAUGUUUGUCCAACAGCGUCAUUCAAAAUACGACUACUAGGGGGGGUAAUGUCAUAAUUAAUACAAUAAUUAACAAUUAUGGCAUUUAUGGUUUUGAAGCAAUAAUGUUGCAGUCAUAUGAGAAUACGAAGAAAAAGGAAACGAUUCUUCCCAACGAUUCUUGGAGCGAAGUUCUCCAGGGCUUUCAUACCCCUGGUUGGGGUCACCCGGGGAGGGACGACACAAAGAGUGGCUCAUCAGACCCGAAUGAUGAUAGAUUUCCCUUGCCCACAUGCGGGUCACCUGGGACCCCCUCUGGAGCCAGAACUGGAGUUGGGGCACGAUGGCCGGACCUGAGGGAAAAGAUUUGCAGCAUCAAUGUGUAAGCAUUCUACAUGACAAGCUAAGGUCAUCGUAUUGUCUCAGAAGAUGUUUCGCCUCUCAGCCAAGCAGGCUUCAUCAGUUCUUGCCCUAAGACCAGGUGGGACGCACACCAACCUCUCUCGCAAAGUGUUGGCAGGUUUGAUGUUUUUCUGGGUAUUGGGUGUCCUGUCUUUGGGGCGUACCAACCUCUGUGUUAGCAGGUUUGAUGUUUUUCUGGGUAUUGGGUGUCCUGUCUUUGGGGCGUACCAACCUCUGUCGCAAAGUGUUAGCAGGUUUUACGUUUUUCUGGGUAUUGGGUCUCCUGUCCUUGGGCGUACCAACCUCUGUCGCAAAGUGUUAGCAGGCUUGAAGUUUUUCUGGGUAUUUGGUGUCCUGUCUUUGGGGCGUACCAACCUCUGUGUUAGCAGGUUUGACGUUUUUCUGGGUAUUGGGUCUCCUGUCUUUGGAACCUACCAACCUCUGUCACAAAGUGUUAGCAGGUUCAAGGUUUUCUGGGUAUUGGGUCGCCUGUCUUUGGGACAUACCAACCUUUGUCUCAAAGUGUUUGCAGGUUUGAAGUUUUUCUGGGUGUUGGGUGUCCUGUGUUUGGGCCAUACCAACCUCUGUGUUAGCAGGUUUGAUGUUUUUCUUUGUAUUGAGUGUCCUGUCUUUGGGGCGUACCAACCUCUGUCACAAAGUGUUAGCAGGUUCAAGGUUUUCUGGGUAUUGGGUCCGCCUGUCUUUGGGACGUACCAACCUCAGUCUCCAAGUGUUAGCAGGUUUGACUUUUUUCUGGGUAUUGGGUGUCCUGUCUUUGGGACGUACCAACCUCUGUUGCAAAGUGUUAGCAGGUUUUGCGUUUUUCAGGGUAUUGGGUGUCCUGUCUUUGGGACAUACCAACCUCUGUCACAAGGUGCUAGCAGAUUCAAGGUUUUCUGGGUAUUUGGUCUCUGGGGUCUACCAAGUGUUGGCAGGUUUUACGUUUUUCUGGGUGUUGAGUCUCCUGUCUUUGGGUCUCCUGUCUUUGGGGCUUUCUGUACUCUGUCUCCAAGUGUUAGCAGGUUUUACGUUUUUCCGGGUAUUGGGUCUCCUGUUUUUGGGAUGUACCAACCUCAGUCUCAAAGUGUUAGCAGGUUUUACGUUUUUCUGGGUAUUGGGUGUCCUGUCUUUGGGCUGUACCAACCUCUGUCGCAAAGUGUUAGCAGGUUUUGCAUUUUUCAGGGUAUUGGGUCUCCUGUCUUUGCGGCGUACCAACCUCUGUGUUAGCAGGUUUGAUGUUUUUCUCUGUAUUGAGUGUCCUGUCUUUGGGACGUACCAACCUCUUUCUCAAAGUGUUAGAAGGUUUUACGUUUUUCUGGGUAUUGGGUCUCCUGUCUUUGGAGCCUACCGACCUCUGUCGCAAAGUGUUAGCAGGCUUGAAGUUUUUCUGGGUAUUGAGUCUCCUGUCUUUGGGGCUUUCUGACCUCUUUCUGAAAGUAUUAGCAGGUUUUACGUUUUUCUGGGUAUUGGGUCUCCAAUCUUUGGGCCGUACCAACCUCUGUCACAAAGUGUUAGCAGGUUCAAGGUUUUCUGGGUAUUGGGUCUCCUGUCUUUGGGGCUUUCUGAACUCUGUCUCAAAGUAUUAGCAGGUUUUACGUUUUUCUGGGUAUUGGGUCUCCAAUCUUUGGGCCGUACCAACCUCUGUCUCCAAGUGUUAGCAGGUGCAUCUGGUUCCAGAAAAAGGUGCAUGAUUAAGAAAAGAGUCGCAGACAUAAAAACUUAGAUUUUUAACAAACACAACGUAGUAGUGGACUUCAAACCUGCUAAUAUUGUGAG